Molecule: messenger RNA, 1241 nt
Organism: Vitis vinifera (wine grape)
Lineage: Eukaryota; Viridiplantae; Streptophyta; Magnoliopsida; Vitales; Vitaceae
Product: transcription factor bHLH51
Exons: 2
Coding region: 298-1056 (252 amino acids)
Biological process (GO): regulation of DNA-templated transcription
Molecular function (GO): DNA-binding transcription factor activity; protein dimerization activity
Source: RefSeq, a predicted model, not a curated record
GAGCAUGGGAUGCUUAUCUGCAUCACCAUUUUUCGGUAGUCAUGAAGAUCCUUUUAAGAUUUAGCCGAUUUGUUUUCAUGAGUAAAGGUAAAAUUUUAGGUUUGAGGUGACUGGCGGAUAAGGCCAAACACAAUUUGUAUUUGACCAAUUAAAGGUUACUAGAUAUCACACCAAUCGCCAUCACGAUAUAAAGAUCACAUAUUAGUAGUGCAGAAACAGUAGGCGUGUGUGUGUGUGUGUGAGUGAUAAAAAGGAGAUAGAUUUGUAGCUGGAUAUGAGAGAGGUUGUUUGUUGGACAUGGAGAAUUGCCUUUAUUCUGGUUGGGCUCAAGAGGCUGAUUGCACUCAAUGUGAUGCAGCACCUGUACUUCCAUGGCUGCCACCUCCUCAUGUUUCUGCCUCAUUCCAAUUCCAUGGAUUCCCUUCAUGGUCUUUACCCGUUGAAAAGAUGGCAACAGAGGAUAGAUCAGAUGAGAGGACUGCAACAGCUUCCAAGAGCCACAGCCAGGCGGAGAAGCGGCGUAGGGAUAGAAUCAACGCGCAGCUUGCCACUCUCAGGAAGCUAAUCCCCAAGUCUGAAAAGAUGGACAAGGCAGCUCUCCUAGGAAGCGUAAUCGAUCAUGUCAAGGAUCUGAAGAGACAAGCGAUGGAAGUGAGCGACGUUUUCACAGUUCCAACUGAAGUUGAUGAAGUGACCGUGGACUGUGAAUUUGAUCAAGGAUUAGUCCCCAACAACACCAUUAAAACCCCAGAGAAUAUCUUCAUCAAAGCAUCCGUCUGCUGUGAAGAUCGUCCAGAGCUGUUCUCAGAGCUCAUCCGAGCUCUCCAAGGCCUGAAACUGACAACGAUUCGAGCAGAUAUGGCGAGUUUGAGUGGCAGAACUAAAAGCAUUCUGGUUCUUUGCAGCAAGGAUGACAGCAACAGUGUCUGCAUUAGCACUCUCAAACAGUCCCUUAAAGUGGUUUUGAGUAGAAUUGUUUCAUCAUCCACAGCUUCAAACUACCGCAUUACAAGCAAAAGGCAAAGGUUCUUCUUGCCCUCUAAUUUCCCACAAUGAUCUUCUUCUUCUUCCUCCUCCUCCUCCUCCCUCAGAUCUUCCCCAAAUUUCUGGUUUUUCCUCUACUGUAAAAAAUGAAAUUUCCCACCAUUUCUGGUGAAGAAAUCAAUCAUGUGGUGCAUACUAUUCAUAUGAAUGAUAUGGGUUAUUCUCCCCCUAUAUAAGAAAAAGCAAACUUCUCAUUA